Austrofundulus limnaeus is the source of this 6401-nucleotide messenger RNA. It is a transcript of the gene esyt1b, whose product is annotated as extended synaptotagmin-like protein 1b. The record is from RefSeq and is a predicted model, not a curated record. Gene Ontology annotation, molecular function: phosphatidylinositol binding; phosphatidylethanolamine binding; calcium ion binding. Bases 297 to 5768 code for a protein of 1823 amino acids. Gene Ontology annotation, biological process: lipid transport. Gene Ontology annotation, cellular component: endoplasmic reticulum membrane. NCBI's taxonomy places the organism in Eukaryota, Metazoa, Chordata, Actinopteri, Cyprinodontiformes, Rivulidae. The transcript has 52 exons.
AGCAGCGGGGAGGGGGGAAAAAAUCAAAGAAUUUUCAGUGGGCGUGUUUUCAUCCAGCUAACGGGACUGGGUGAGGCAGAGGCGCAGAAGUUGGUACUUUUUCCAGAUCCGCACAGUAAAUCAGUCUUAACUGCGCUAAUUCAGUGAUAAUCAGCGUUUUCUAAUACAAGACAAUGCGCUAAACGGACCAGCUGUUACAGCUCACGUGCGUCUUUUCCAUCUGCCGCUCGCGUGAGAAGUAAUGAAACUUUAGCCGUCAGGUACCGUCUAUUAGCGUCUUGAACUUAACAGCGACCAUGCAGAGCGACAAACCUGAGCCGACAGAACCCAGCGAGGUCGCCGAGUGUCCGGACACAAAGAGCGGUUCUGCCGCGGMGGAGAAAACGUCGAGCGACGUCGUCGUGGGAGCAGCAGAGUCCGCCAAACCCAAGGGGAUAAGCGCCGUCGCGGUGCUGUGGACGUUCGGCAAAUGUCUGGGCGCCCUGCUCCCCGUCUACCUGGCCGGUUACUAUCGGGUCAGCACCAGCCUGCUGGUGUGCGGCAUGAUGGUGUACACGGGAUGGAAACAUGCCCGGGAGGCGAAGGAGGAGCGCCUCAGGUCAGCUAUGCAGCUCAUGGACAACGAGGAGGAGUGUGCGUUCAGGAAAGGGUCCAGAAUCAAGCGAGACCUUCCUGCAUGGGUAAAUUUUCCAGAUGUGGAAAAGGUUGAAUGGCUGAACAAGGUACUGCAGCAGGUGUGGCCCUUUGUUGGCCAGUACAUGGAGAAGCUGCUGGUUGAAACCAUCGCUCCGUCCCUCCGAGCUUCAAGCACCCACCUCCAAACACUCAGUUUYACCAAGGUGGACAUGGGAGACAAGGCCAUGAAGGUUGUGGGGAUCAAGGCCCACACAGAGAAUGACAAGGGACAAGUUCUGCUCGACCUGUACAUUAGCUAUGUUGGGAAUGCAGAGAUCAACGUGGAAGUGAAACGAUACUUCUGCAAAGCAGGAGUCAAAGGAAUUCAGCUACAUGGGAUGAUGCGCGUGAUUCUGGAGCCUCUGAUUGGAGAUGUGCCCAUUGUAGGAGCGGUCACCAUGUUUUUCAUCCGUCGACCCAAACUAGACAUCAACUGGACUGGACUGACUAAUUUAUUGGACGUCCCUGGACUAAACGUCAUGUCGGACAGCAUGAUUAUGGAUGCCAUUGCUUCGUUCUUGGUGCUGCCCAACCGUCUCGUUGUCCCCCUGGUUCCCGGUCUGCAUGUGGCUCAGCUGCGCUGUCCUUUGCCCAGGGGGGUGGUACGCAUCCACCUGCUUGAGGCACAGAACCUGGCAGCCAAAGACAACUAUGUGAAAGGAGUCAUGGCUGGCUUAUCGGACCCCUACGCCAUAUUAAGGGUGGGGCCUCAGACCUUCACCUCCAAACAUAUUGAUAACACAGACUGCCCCAAGUGGGGAGAGAUGUAUGAGGUGAUAGUCCAUGAAGUGCCAGGUCAGGAGCUGGAGGUGGAAGUUUAUGACAAAGACCCAGACAAGGAUGAUUUCCUAGGAAGAACCACAUUGGAUUUAGGCAUUGUGAAGAAAUCCAUAGCUGUUGAUGAUUGGUUCACUUUGAAAGAAACCCCAUCAGGACGGGUUCAUUUCAGGCUGGAGUGGUUGGCUUUGCUGCCAAACACUGAGCAGCUAGAGCAGGUUCUAAAGAGGAACGAGAGCGUCGCCAGCACAACCUCCAACCCCCCUUCUUCAGCAAUCUUGGUUGUGUAUCUCGACAAGGCUGAGGCACUUCCCAUGAAGAAGGGUAAUAAAGAGCCCAACCCCAUGGUGCAGAUAUCUGUGCAGAACAUCACUAAAGACAGCAAGAUUUGUUACACAACUGUUAAUCCAGAGUGGGAGGAAGCUUUUACCUUCUUCAUCCAAGAUCCUAACAAACAGGAYAUUAGCAUUCAGGUGAAGGAUGCUGACCGCGUGCAAUCAUUGGGCAGUCUGAGCAUUCCUCUGUCCCGCCUGCUGGCAAAUGCCAAUCUUUCUCUAGACCAGUGGUUUCAACUGGAACAUUCUGGAUCAGCGAGUCGCAUCUAUGUCAACGCAGUUCUCAGGGUCUUGUGGUUGGACGAAGAGCGCAUUUCAUCAGAUGUGUCGUCUAAUUUGGCAGCUGGACUGUCCAAACAGCUGGCCCAACAAACCUCCCCUCAUUCUAGCUUUGCUACAGAGGGUCUGCUUAGAAUCCACCUGCUGGCGGGCCAGAAUCUUAUUCCAAAAGAUAACAUGAUGGGCGGCAUGGUGAAAGGCAAGAGUGACCCCUAUGUCAAGAUCAAUAUAGGGGGCGAAACAUUCACAAGCCAAGUUAUUAAGAGUAAUCUUAAUCCCACCUGGAAUGAAAUGUAUGAGGUGAUUCUAACCCAGCUCCCAGGCCAGGAUCUACACAUGGAGGUGUUUGAUAAAGACGUGGACAUGAAAGAUGACUUCAUGGGCAGGUUGAAGAUAAGUCUGAAGGACAUCACUGAUUCUCAGUACAUUGAUCAGUGGUACACUCUGAGUGACGUGAAGUCUGGUCGAGUUCACCUCGUCCUGGAAUGGGUUCCAACGUCUUCAGAACCAGACAGAUUGGAUCAGGUUCUUCAGUUCUACUCCAGACAGUCGUACCAGAACAAGGCCGUGCCCUCAGCGGGUCUGCUGUUUGUGUUUGUAGAACAGGCAGACGGUUUACCUAUUAAAAAGAGUGGAAAGGAUCCAAAAGUGGGAGUGGAGUUAACUCUUAGAAAGAUAUCUCGUAAAACAACAGUGUGUGAUCGCACAACAUCACCCAAGUGGAACGAGGCGUUCUGCUUCCUUGUUCGUGACCCAAGAGAGGAUGUCCUUAUUGUUAAACUCUCACACAGCUGGACCCUGCCAAUCGGCUCUUUGGUAGUUCCCAUCAAAGAGCUGCUGUCUGAACCAGAGCUGGUUCUGGACCAGUGGUUCCAUCUGGAUGGAGCCUCACCAGAGAGUCAGAUCCUACUGAGGACUGAGCUUAAAAUGCUGAUUCCUAGCAAAUGCCCUGGCGCUACAGAAAAGGCUAAAAUCACUGCAGCGUCAGACCCUGCUCCAGAUAAACACCAGCAGGAAACAGACACAGUGCUGAGAUCAAGUUCAGUGGAUACUCCUCCUGUUGAGACUAUCGUCUCCUCAGUGGCUUUGGAUGAAGAGGUUAAAGUAAAGGAAACAGCAGUUGAUGUGAAUGAAGAUAAGAUGGAAGAAUCUCUAAGUCCUGCUAUCACACGACCCCCUCAUACAUCCCCAGACUUCACCUUUGCCAGUGAGGGGCUGCUGAGGAUCAUCUUAUUGGAGGCCCAGAAUCUGGUUGCUAAAGAUAACCUAAUGGGUGGGAUGAAGAAGGGCAAGAGUGACCCGUAUGCAAAGAUCAGCGUYGGGGGGCUUGUGUUUAAAAGCGCUGUGGUCAAGGAGAAUCUUAACCCAGUGUGGAAUGAGCUGUAUGAGGUGGUGCUGAGGCCUCAGUCAGGUCAGGAGGUGCAGGUGGAGCUGAACGAUAAAGAUAUGGACAAAGAUGAUUUCUUGGGCAGGUUCAAAGUCAGUGUUUCAGACAUAAUUCGUUCCCAGUACACAGACCAGUGGUACACUCUGAAUGAUGUCAAGUCUGGUCGAGUUCGUCUCAUCCUGGAGUGGGUUCCAGCUGUAUCUCAUAAUGACAACCUGGACCAGGUGAUGCAGCUGCAGUCUCUUCAGUCGUACCAGAACAAGUCUGUUCCUUCUGCAGCGCUGCUCUUUGUUUAUGUGGACAGAGCACACUUGUUGCCUUUUAAGAAAAGUGGGAAGGAACCCAAAGCUGGUGCUGAGCUUGUGUUUGGUAGCACAACAUACAAAACCAAGGUAUGUGAUCGCUCCAGAUCACCACAGUUGAGUGAGGCCUUCCACUUCCAGGUUCGUGACCCUAAAGAGGAGAUGCUCAUAGUGAAGUUGUCCAGUGCGUGGGAUCAGCCAAUGGGCUCUGUGGUUCUUCCUGUGAGGAAGCUGCUGUCUGAACCACAGCUGGUCCUGGAUCAGUGGAUGCAUCUGGAUGGAGCUUUACCUGAAAGUGAAAUCCUCCUCAGGGCUGAGCUGAAGAUCCUUGACACACGGAUGACAGAAGUUCCAAAGCCUUCUGUGUCUGAUUCAAAAAAAGAAGUUCUGAUCACUCCUGCUGAAAACACUGCAAAGAUACCUGACAAAGAGGAAAAAAGCUCCAAGUUGCCAACAAAAGAGUCUUCAGAGUCAGACCAGCCGGCACAACCUGAGGCCAAAGUUAACACUUUCCCCUCUACUAAAGCAGUGGAAGAACCAACAAAUAAAGCUGAGCAUCCCACACCGCCACACACAUCUGUUAACUCUGAAGCACAGCGAGGCCAAACAGAAGGAACUGGUUUAGAAGGUCUUGCUCAGGCCACGGUCACAAGUUUUCCCACAGAUUCUGUGGCGCCAGCAGAAGUCCCAGAAAUCUCCAAAGUGGCUCCAAGUCUUCCACCACACACAGCUCCAGGCCCGAACUUUGGUAAAGAGGGGGUGCUGAGGAUCCACCUGCUGGAGGCCCAGAACCUGGUAGCAAAGGAUAACAUGAUGGGGGGCAUGGUGAAGGGCAAAAGUGAUCCUUAUGUCAAGAUAAACGUGGGCAAUUUUAAUUUCAAGAGUCAUGUGAUCAAAGAGAACCUAAACCCAACAUGGAAUGAAAUGUAUGAGGUUGUUUUGAGUGGACUCGGCGAUCAGAGCAUCAUGUUUGAUGUGUUUGAUAAAGAUCUAGAUUCUGAUGACUUCCUGGGAAGAUUCAGUGUUCAUCUAAAUGAGGUCGUCAGAUCACAGUACAUAGACCAGUGGUUCACACUGAAGGAUGUCAAAUCUGGAAAAGUUCACCUGAUACUAGAGUGGGUUCCCACUGUGUCAAACACACAGAGACUUGAACAGGUGCUGCAGCUUCCGUCUCUGCAGUCCUAUCAGAACAAAGCUGCCCCCUCUGCAGCUCUGCUCUUUGUCUACAUACAGGCAGCACAUUCACUACCUUUUAAAAAGAGUGGAAAAGAACCCAAAGCUGGAGCUGAGCUUGUUCUGGGUGAAACAACAUACAAAACCAAACUGUGUGACCGCAGUGCCAGUCCUCAGUGGAAUGAGUCGUUCUACUUUUUAGUCCAUGACCCUAAACGACAGAUCCUUGUGGUGAAGCUGUCCAGUGGUUGGGACCAGCCAAUGGGGUCUCUCGUGGUUACAGUUAAGGAGCUGCUUGCAAAACCACAGCUGGUCAUGGACCAGUGGUUCCACCUGGAUGGAGCCUCACCUGACAGUCAGCUCUUACUGAGAGCUGAGCUCAAGAUUCUGAAUUCCAAAAUGGUGGACAUGAUCGGUGCGGGGACACUGCCCUGUGCUGCUCCUGGACCUGGAAAUGGGCAGGUGAAGCUGUCUCUUUCAUAUGCUUCAAGGGAGAGGAAGCUUGUUGUUAUCGUCCAUGCCUGCAGASGUCUGCUGUCACAAAGUAAGGAUGGUGUCGACAGCUACGUCUCCCUCAUGCUGCUGCCAGAUAAAAGUAAGGCCACCAAGAAAAAGACAGCCGUGAAGAAAAAAGACAUAAACCCAGAGUUUAAUGAAAGGUUUGAGUACGAUCUGGCCGAGGAUGAGACCAGAUUCAGGCGCCUCAGCGUAUCGGUGAAAAAUAACUCUGCUUCGUUCAGGAGCCGGGAUGUUGUUGGGCAGGUGCAGAUUGAGUUGGCUCAGUAUGACCUGAUGUCUGGAAUCACAGACUGGUUCACUCUGAACGACGAAGCUGAAUAGUCGCUCUGCUCGCUAAACUUUUGCAGUGAUGAGAAUUAAAUCACCUACUUGACUCUCUGCUGUUACCCACUGUUGCCUUCUCCUUCAACACGUUUGCACUUCUGUCACAGUUCCACCUGCAUCCUCCCAGCUCACUGUGUAUUAACAUGAAGUAUAAAAAUGGACUGCACUGCUGAGUACAUAUCUAAUCACCAAAGAUUAUAAAACGAAGUAGCUAAGUUAAGAAAGGAUAAAACUUUAGGUCAUUUUAAAGGGAACUUUUCUGAGAGAAAAUGUGUUUUAAGAUGGAGCUGAGAAAGUUUAAAUGAAAGAUUUGUCUUUGUUGCCUUUAAAAUCAUUUUAAGUCAGAAUGUCUUGUUUGAGGUGCACAAAUAUUUUAGAAGACAGCUUUGUAUGUUUUGUUGAUUGAUGUUGGAUAUUUCAGUAUUUAAACCUUAUAGCCUUACAGUAAACAGCACUUUGCCAUAUCUUGCUUUUAAAUCAUUUUUCUAUGUUUAUUUUUUACUGCUGAGGCACAUUUACUUAAUAGACUUCAAACUUGUUUGUUUUUGUGUAUAUUUGCAAAGAUUUAAGAUCAGAUUGUACACGGUUUGCUGAAAAGUGUUUAAAAGAUUAAACAAAUUUUACAGCUUU